AUGAGACUGAGCUUCAUUAACACACAGGCAUCAAGCAGGCAACUUGUAAGGCUCAUAUCCAAAUGCAUGAAACAGAAACUGUUGACAACAAAAUACAUCUGUUGGACACUUCAGUCAAUGUGAAACAUCCAAGAAGGGCACCUCUAAAUGCUCUCAAAUAAGCACAGAUCUCUCAAGAUAAUGCAAAGUUCCUUGUGACAACGAUUGUUGCAGCUUAGUAAUAUCAAUGUUUGGGGGUAGAAAUCAAAGAGACAGCAAUGUUAGAAAAAGGAAUGGAAGCAAUACUUCAACUAGCGUUGACUUUCCUACAAGCUUACAUGUAAAUGUGGAAAUGGCUGAUGUAUCAGUAUCUGUUGACAACCUGACUGAAACAGAAGAUCUAGUCACAUUGGACAAACUGACACACAAUCAAUUGCAAGACCUAAAUGUGCUACUUGUGGGUUGUAAGGGUAACGGCAAGAGCCACACAGGCAACACCAUCCUGGGACAGGAGGCCUUCAGAGUCACCAGGAAAGGAGGGACACAGAAGGCAAGCCUCAGCAGUAGCAGCCAUGAGGUUGAUGGAGUCAGUAGGAAGGUGACAGUAGUCGACACCCCCGGAGUCUCCCAGGAGAUGACAGAGUCUGAGUUUGAGGAGCUGGUUCGAGCCGUGAAGAUGGUUCCUGAGGGCUUUGAUGCCAUCUGUCUGGUUUGGGACUACAACGACUCUGAGAGGAAUGAAGACAAGGAGGUCCAAGUGUUCCAGUCCCUCCACAGGCUGUUUGGUGAUGGACUGUACGAUCAUCUUGUCAUCCUGGUCACUCAUGCUCAGCAGAAGGACAUCCCAGAGUUCAUCGAGGGACUACCAGAAAACAUGAAGAAAAUUGCUGACAAGGCAAAUGCGCAAUACAGAAUAACUUGCAUGAAACACAUUAUCAAUGAGGCUGGAGUCAGCCAGGCAGCAGUUGAUGAACUGUCUAAUUCUAGUAACCAGCAGCAAGCUCCAUCAGGAUUCCAUAAUGAACAAACAGAUUCUGAUCAGAAAGAAAUGAAAGACACAUCUUCUUAUUGUAGGUUUCAUGAGAAGAUUAUUGCCAUGGAUGACAAGCUGAAUGGCAAAGAACCAGCUGCAAGUGAACAGUUAAAACUUUUUCUGAGCCUCAUUCAAGAAUUGUCCAAGGAAAGUGGAAGGAGAUACACAGCCUCAAACCUGUCUCCUUGUUGCCACAUCCCACCAGGAGAAGACCUCUGUGUCGUACUUUUGGGAAACACUGGAGUAGGGAAAAGCCAUACAGGCAACAGCAUCAUCGGUCAGAAUGUGUUCUCAGUUUCAGAUAGAAUGUCAUCAGAAACACAGGACUAUGUUCGUCGAGAAUCACACAUGGGAGGUCGCAAGAUAACAGUUGUAGACACACCACCUUUAACACAGAACUGUGUUGAAGAAGAAAAAAGACUCCUAACAGAGAUUGAAGACAUUAAGAAAAUCUGUGCCACCUAUAUUCUAAUUAUGAUUGUAAGUCUUGGUAGGAUUACAAGAGGAGAUGUGGUAAUGGCUGAUAGGAUCCAUGACAUGUUGACAGAUGUCUGGAACUGGUCUAUUGUUUUGUUCACAGGUAAGGACAAACUACCAUGCAACGAGAAUGACUAUCUAACAUCUGCACCCAAAGAACUCACUGACAUUGUACAAAAUUGUGGUGAGCGCUAUGUUUUCUUUGACAAUAUAACAAAGGAUGAGACAAAGAGGAGAAUGCAACAGAUUCAACUUAUCAUGUUGGCUGAUAGCAUGAUAAACAAAACUCAAAGCAAAGAUGACACUAACCAGCAGCUUGAUUCAAGCAGUGAUACAUCUGAAAACAGACCAUUGCUGGAAAAUGAAGGCCCCAUGUUCCAAAAUAGAGGGAUUAGACAAUUUGGACAUUACUGUUAUUCCCUGACACGUAAGGUCAAAGACGUAUCAAUUUGUUCAUGUAUUCUCUUCAUCUUCUGUAUUAUUCUUUUUGUUUUGUGGCCUGCCAUUGUUGUUUAUUUUCUAGCUAAGUCCAUGCCAAUUUAAUAUGUUAGUUCUCAGAUUUGUCAGUUAAACUAUCACAACAAUAAUAUAGUCUGAGGCCAUACUGAUUCAAUCAUAUGGAUGAUAUUCUCUGGACCCCUAAAACUGAUACGAGCUUGCAAUUAAAAAAAUUUGGUCCCCCACAAAAGUUGCAUUCAUUAUGAAAUCUAAAUGGUCAAGAAGGUUGAUUGUUAGCCAUACGUUAGCUGAUAAGAUAAAAAGUCUAAAGGGGGGGCCAUUCUCGCUUGCAUUUUCUUUACUAAUGUAAAAAGUCUUAAAUGUUUUUUCUACAUGCAAAGAAAUAAAUUGCAAAUGGUUUAAUAGGUGAUGAUGAUGGAUAUUCACUGAAAAUUGUGUUGUUAACUGCUUUUCAAAACUCAUAUUACCAGUCUGUUCCACAGCAUUAUUUGUGCAUGAUCA
Branchiostoma floridae (Florida lancelet) is the source of this 2449-nucleotide messenger RNA. Its product is annotated as GTPase IMAP family member 8-like. NCBI's taxonomy places the organism in Eukaryota, Metazoa, Chordata, Leptocardii, Amphioxiformes, Branchiostomatidae. The record is from RefSeq and is a predicted model, not a curated record. Gene Ontology annotation, molecular function: GTP binding. The coding region runs from base 227 to 2032 and encodes 601 amino acids. The transcript is spliced from 2 exons.